Messenger RNA from Dipodomys ordii (Ord's kangaroo rat), 664 nucleotides. Its product is annotated as cytochrome c oxidase assembly factor 6 homolog. The record is from RefSeq and is a predicted model, not a curated record. Gene Ontology annotation, biological process: respiratory chain complex IV assembly. The coding region runs from base 9 to 419 and encodes 136 amino acids. Gene Ontology annotation, cellular component: mitochondrion; respiratory chain complex IV. The transcript is spliced from 2 exons. Lineage: Eukaryota; Metazoa; Chordata; Mammalia; Rodentia; Heteromyidae.
UCGCCAGGAUGUGUGAGGACGGGGCCGGAAGUCUCGUCUUCGCGGCCCGGAGAACGGUGUCCCGGAAGGGUCCAUCCCAGCCGUCUCGACGUGCGGCUUUCCCGGCGGGGUCGUGGCGGGGUCGGUGGCGGCGGCUCCUCCGCCAGGGUCGAAGCGGACGUGCCCGGCGCGGCCCCGCGGGAAUGGCGGCCCCGACCAUGAAGGAGCGGCAGGCGUGCUGGGGAGCCCGCGACCGCUACUGGCGCUGCCUGGACGAGAACGCCGAGGACGCUGCCCGCUGCCGGGCGCUGAGGAGCUCCUUCGAGGCUAGCUGCCCGCCGCAGUGGAUCAAAUAUUUUGAUAAAAGAAGAGACUAUUUGAAGUUUAAGGAAAAAUUUGAAGCAGGUGAAUUCCAGCCUUCAACACCAACUUCAACGUGAACUUCCCAUAAGGACUGAAGUGAUUCUUUCUGCUCAUUCAGAGAUGUGGUGCCAAUUCUGGAGCAGUGGUCACACGACUCGAUUCCUGUCAGUGCUGUGAUCUGUGUAAGGCACUCGGGAACUGAGAUCACCAAGGAACAGAAAGAAGAUGCCCAUCUUUCAAAUGAACUGAGGGAUAAUAAAUAUGCUUAAUCGUCAUCUAGUAAGAAAUUUAAGAAAAAAAUUAAAGUUUAUUAUAAAAACAA